AUGAGCGACUUGAAAGACCGUCUGGCGCGAUUGGGUCUGUCCCAGUACCACCAAGUGUUCGUGGCCGAAGGCUUUGACUCCUGGGAGACAGUGCUCGACAUUACCGAAUCCGACCUGAGCUCCCUCAACGUAAAACUUGGUCAUCGACGGAAACUACAACGGGCCAUUGCCGAAUCGCGCGGACAGUCAUCUGAGAAGCCACUUCCUAUUAAUCUUCCCCGAGCGGGAAGCACCGCAGGCUCGUAUCGAAGUGACGAUUCAGGGCCUGAAAGCAAAAGCAAGCAACCGGAGUCAAGCAACCCUUCAUCUGGUGUAACAGGUGCCAAGCGGAAAUACCGACGACAUCCAAAGCCCGAUGAGCAUGCUCCGGAACGCCCACCGUCUGCCUAUGUCAUUUUCUCGAAUCAGGUGAGGGAGUCCCUAAAGGGACAAGAUCUAUCCUUCACCGAGAUUGCCAAGGUGGUUGGCGAGAAAUGGCAAGUCUUACCCGCAGAAGAGCGCGAAGGCUGUGAACGACAAGCCAAUGGCGCCAAGGAAAAGUACUACGCGGAAUUGGCCGAAUACAAGAAAACACCGCAAUAUGAAGCUUACCAGAAGUAUCUGGAAGAUUUCAAAGCAAAGCACUCAGUUCCCACAAAAGGCAAGCGUUCAAAACUGGAUACAGAGACAAGCACUUCAACCCGGGCGGGUAGCAAUGAACAAAAUGAGCAAGCAGUAAACAGAAGAUCAAGUUUCACACAGCCAGAUAGCAAUACGCUCGCGCAACAAAAGUCGGAUUCCAGCCAACCACUUGGCCCUUCACGUCUUCCUGCAGGUCCUCCAUAUACCUCCAAACCCACAUCGCCGACCAAUCGCUCACUCUCUGGUUUUAAUUCUCCCCGGUCAGGAGAACAGUUCUCGCCAAUUUCCGCCUCUCCACGUUCCGCAGUCAUAGCAAGAGACGGCAUCUUUGAGCCAGCUGCAACCAGUUCCGUACGGGAUACUAGGGUUCCGUUCGACUCAAAUUCAUAUCAACAGUCUGCAUUCAAUCAGGACAAUAACCACCAAUCUUCAUCAACGCCACCACCACCCUCGUAUACAUAUCCAUCUCAUUAUCAAGCGCCAGCCGAUUUUCCCUCUCGCCGGGCACCGCGGGACACCACUCGUCUUCCACGCCUCAGUCACGAGGACACGACUUUGUCCUCGGAAAGUAGCCACAGUGGCCAAGGAGUGCUCACACCAAGCUAUCCUGAACAGGCCCUACCUGCCGAUCCUAGCAAGACAAUGCGUAUGCUUCCCCAGCCAAUCCCAAGCAUAGGACCUUCACCUUCGCCACUAGACCGACCCAUGGCACAUAUGGCGGCGCCGCAUUACCCUCACCACUCGCAUGACUACCGCACACAGGGUCCACUAGCGGUCCUAGUAAGAGCAGGAGAGUUGGCGGCAAGGGUAGCGGAUGAGGAUGCGGCGGUCAACGCGGCAUCGCCUUGA
Bipolaris victoriae FI3 is the source of this 1470-nucleotide messenger RNA. RefSeq lists its product as hypothetical. NCBI's taxonomy places the organism in Eukaryota, Fungi, Ascomycota, Dothideomycetes, Pleosporales, Pleosporaceae. Gene Ontology annotation, cellular component: nucleus. The coding region runs from base 1 to 1470 and encodes 489 amino acids. The record is from RefSeq and is a predicted model, not a curated record. Gene Ontology annotation, molecular function: protein binding. The transcript has 6 exons. Gene Ontology annotation, biological process: regulation of gene expression.